Messenger RNA from Rhineura floridana, 1104 nucleotides. RefSeq names its product neuronal differentiation 1 (gene NEUROD1). Bases 1 to 1104 code for a protein of 367 amino acids. The record is from RefSeq and is a predicted model, not a curated record. Gene Ontology annotation, biological process: regulation of DNA-templated transcription; nervous system development. Gene Ontology annotation, molecular function: protein dimerization activity. The transcript has a single exon. NCBI's taxonomy places the organism in Eukaryota, Metazoa, Chordata, Lepidosauria, Squamata, Rhineuridae.
AUGACCAAAUCGUUCAGUGAGAGCGGGCUGACGGGGGAGCCCCAGCCCCAGGGUCCCCCGAGCUGGACUGACGACUGCGUCAGUUCCCAGGACGAGGAACACGAGGCGGAGAAGAAAGAGGGAGACUUGGAAGCUCUGCACGUCGAGGCCGAGGUGGACUCCCUGAAAAACGGCGAGGAAGAGGAGGAAGAGGAGGAAGAAGACGACCUGGAAGAAGAGGAGGAGGAGGAGGAGGGGGAAGAGGAGGAGGAGGAGGAGGAGGAAGAGGACGAUCAAAAGCCCAAGAGGCGCGGCCCCAAGAAGAAGAAGAUGACCAAGGCUCGCCUGGAGAGGUUCAAGCUGAGGCGCAUGAAGGCCAACGCCCGGGAGCGGAACCGCAUGCACGGACUCAACGCAGCCCUGGACAACCUGCGCAAGGUAGUGCCUUGCUACUCCAAGACGCAGAAGCUCUCCAAGAUCGAGACCCUGCGCUUGGCCAAGAACUACAUCUGGGCCCUCUCCGAGAUCCUGCGCUCUGGCAAGAGCCCCGAUCUGGUCUCUUUCGUGCAGACCCUCUGCAAGGGCUUGUCGCAGCCCACCACCAACCUGGUGGCCGGCUGCCUCCAGCUCAACCCGCGGACUUUCCUGCCGGAACAGAGCCAGGACUUGCCGCCCCACAUGCAGCCCUCUGGUGCUUCCUUCCCGGGCCACCCUUACGCCUACCAGUCGCCCGGGCUUCCCAGUCCGCCUUACGGCACCAUGGACAGCUCCCACAUCUUCCACGUCAAGGCGCCGCACUCGUACGGGGCGGCUCUGGAGCCCUUCUUCGAAAGCGCCCUGGCCGACUGCGCCAGCCCUGCCUUCGACGGGCCCCUCAGCCCGCCGCUCAGCGUCAACGGGAACUUCUCUUUCAAACACGAACCUUCCAACGAGUUUGAGAAAAAUUAUGCCUUUACCAUGCACUAUCCCGCCGCUAGCCUGGCGGGGGCCUCGGGCCACGGAUCCAUCUUCUCUUGUUCCGCCUCUCGCUGCGAGAUCCCCAUUGACAACCUCGUGCCCUACGAGAGCCAUGCCCACCACGAGCGCAUCAUGAGUGCCCAGCUCAACGCCAUGUUUCACGACUAA